This is a messenger RNA of Mya arenaria, 2171 nucleotides long. RefSeq names its product ATP-dependent RNA helicase DHX33-like. The transcript has 21 exons. Gene Ontology annotation, cellular component: nucleolus; intracellular anatomical structure. NCBI's taxonomy places the organism in Eukaryota, Metazoa, Mollusca, Bivalvia, Myida, Myidae. Gene Ontology annotation, molecular function: RNA binding; ATP binding. The record is from RefSeq and is a predicted model, not a curated record. Gene Ontology annotation, biological process: positive regulation of transcription by RNA polymerase I. The coding region runs from base 107 to 2107 and encodes 666 amino acids.
AAAAUGUUGCCUGCUUCAUAAAAAUGUCGGCGUCCAUGUGAUUAAUUAACAUUUGUGUUUCUAAGUUUUAUCAUUUGUACACAGCUCUGGAAGCUUAAUUAUCAAGAUGAAUGAGAAUGGACAUAGAGAUGGACCUAGUCACAAAAAGUUCAAGUUUUCACAAAAUGGAGAUGAUCAUUACCAAAAGAUAAGAGAUGAGCGACGUCAGCUGCCCAUCUACCCAGCCAGAGGGAGGCUGAUCAGCGAGGUGCAGCGUCACAGCUCGGUCAUCGUUAUUGGGGAGACAGGCAGCGGCAAAACCACUCAGAUACCUCAGUUCCUGUUAGAAGCUGGUGUGAACAGAAAUGCAAUUAUAGCAGUGACACAGCCAAGAAGAGUUGCAGCCAUCACUUUAUCUCAGAGAGUUGCACAAGAGAAAAGAUCUGAUAUUGGGAAACUGGUUGGAUACUGUGUGAGGUUUGAUGACACGACAUCGGAGCAGACGAAGAUCAAAUACAUGACAGAUGGAAUGCUGUUACGGGAGGCCAUCUCAGAUCCACUCAUGAAAAGGUACAGUGUUGUGAUUCUAGAUGAGGCCCAUGAGAGGACCAUACAUACGGAUGUGCUGUUUGGGGUGGUCAAACAAGCUCAGAGAAAGAGGGCAAAACUCGCCAUGAAACCACUCAAGAUUAUUGUGAUGUCAGCUACAAUGGACGUGGACCAUUUCUCCAAGUACUUCAACAAUGCCCCAGUUCUCUAUCUGGAGGGAAGACAAUACCCUAUAAAGGUGCUGUACUGUAAGCAGGAGCAGUCUGAUUACCUGUUUGGAGCCCUCGUUACCCUCUUCCAGAUACACAGAGAGGCUCCCGCACAGGAGGAUGUGUUGUUGUUUCUGACCGGCCAGGAGGAGAUAGACUCUGCAGUAAAGUCAAUACGUGAUGUGUCCCGCACCUUAACUGGGGACGUUCCCAGUAUGAUCAUCUGUCCACUGUACGCAGCACUCCCAGCCCAGCAGCAGCUUAAAGUCUUCCAACCAACACCAAAGGGCUGCAGGAAGGUUGUCGUGGCAACCAACAUUGCAGAGACCUCCAUCACCAUCAGUGGCGUCAGAUUUGUUAUUGACAGCGGCAUGGUCAAGGCAAAGAUCUACAAUGCGCGAGGUGGGCUUGACCUGAUGAAGGUUGUGCAUGUGUCACAGGCACAGGCCCAGCAACGGUGUGGUCGGGCGGGCAGAGAGUCCCCUGGCACAUGCUACAGGCUCUACACAGAACAACAGUAUGAGGCAUUCAGGAAAAACACAGUCCCCGAGAUACAGAGGUGUAAUCUAGCCAGCGUGGUGUUACAGCUGUUGGCCAUGGGCAUUCAUGACAUCCUCCACUUUGACUUCAUGGACAAACCUGACACAGAUGCUGUGUUAAGUGCAAUAGAGCAGCUCAAGCUUCUUGGGGCCCUGGAGCCGGACGACACUGAACUCAAGUUAACAGUGGAAGGGAGGCAGAUGUCAGCGUUUCCUCUCGAUCCAAGGUUAUCUAAGGUCUUAAUGGCUGCCAAGGAUUAUCAGUGCAUGGAAGAAGUGCUGACCAUCGUGUCUCUACUGUCGGUAGACUCUGUCCUCUAUUCUCCACAAGGCAAGCGAGAGCAGGCCCUGUUGGCACGCCAGAAAUUCCUGUCUAGCGAGGGUGACCACAUAUCGCUCCUCAAUGUCUACCGUGCAUACAAGGGGGUCAAUGGCAAUAAGAACUGGUGCAUGGAGAACUAUAUCAACAUGCGCAACAUGAAGACGGCAUUUGAUGUACGUCGCCAACUCAGGGACAUUUGUGUUAAGCAGGCUCUGCCCAUCCAGACCUGUGGCCAGGACACUGCAGCGAUCAGAAAGUGCCUUACGACAGGUUUCUUCAUGAACUCGGCAGAGCUACAGAAAGAGGGAGAAUACAUUUCUUUGUCCACACGGAAGACUGUGACCAUCCACCCAUCAUCUGCUCUCUUCCACUGCAAACCUGCAUACGUCCUUUACAACGAGCUUGUUCAAACAUCGAAGUGCUACAUGAGGGAUCUGUGUGUUGUGGACGCAGACUGGCUGUACCAGACAGCACCGGCUUACUUCAAAAAGAAGAAACCUGGAGGAUAGUGUUUAUACAUUCUCUAUUGUUAAUAUGUUGUCAAAUUUGUUACUGAAUAAAAUAUUAAACGUG